This is a messenger RNA of Ylistrum balloti, 2820 nucleotides long. Its product is annotated as centrosomal protein of 89 kDa-like. The transcript is spliced from 26 exons. Bases 1 to 2682 code for a protein of 893 amino acids. The record is from RefSeq and is a predicted model, not a curated record. Lineage: Eukaryota; Metazoa; Mollusca; Bivalvia; Pectinida; Pectinidae. Gene Ontology annotation, cellular component: ciliary transition fiber; centriole. Gene Ontology annotation, biological process: chemical synaptic transmission; cilium assembly; mitochondrion organization.
AUGUCGAGUGGGGAAUCCGGAAGUGGUGGGAAAUCCCUGCACAGCCUCGUUGCUAAUGAAGCCUGCGCAUUCCUGACUGUUUACAGUGGCCGUGCACGAUUCGAAAUGGCCGGGAAGCGGGGGAAGAAAAAGAAAAAUGUGCGGGACAUGGAAAGACAACAAUCCCAAACUGGUCUUGGAAUCACAUUCGAAAAAAAGGGUACGGUAUCGGCAGGUCUCCUGCCGAGUGUGGCCUUCAUGGCUGUACCCCACACACCACCUCCCGCCACCCCGCCAGGAACUCUUCCCGGCCUCGCCAUGACAACAGGUGUCCUCAACUCGUCACUAAUUGGCAAGAUGCUUCAGCAGCAUCAGCAGCAGCAACCAGGGAUUGAGGAUCCCCUGAGUGACCCUGAGAGUAGCCUGUAUGACUACCAGAUGAUGGAGGAAGCUGGGUAUUCUUCAGUGGAGUUCCGGGGUGGAGCCAGGAAGAGGAUCAGUUACUCAGACAGGGAGAAGGCCCCUACACCGCCCUUGGGGUCCCGGGAGCAUGCUGUAGAUGAUGAAGGAGAACGCAUGUACCACAUACUGGAGUCCCAGGAAGCACAAAAAGAUAUAUACGCCAUGCCAAACAAGACAAGACGAAGCAAGGGUUCACAACAGUCAGCUGAGGAGGGUCAGUCUUUACAACAGACCAGUCAACAGGUUCGGGAGGCUAUGCGGGCUGUCAGAGACAUGGAUUCUGAUUCAGAUGACGUUGCCCAGGAAACGAGGAGAUUUCGGGUUACCAAGGUAACGAUAGAACAUCCUCCAUCAGUAGCUCCACCUAGCAGUCGAAGCGAGCGGGAGCCCAGUUUCAGAGGUGUAAAAUUUGGUGAUCCACUGGAGAUUGAGAACAUUCAGGAGGAUAGUAUCCAUGAGACCAGCAUUAAAAGUACUCGUCUGUCGGCAAGGAAAAGCCAGUCUCCAAUGAGGGGAGAGGGGUCCAAACGAGGGAUACACCUGAUAAAUGAGGAGGCCCAAACAGGAGACUCCUUAAUGGGGCCCACUCCCCAUACAAAGGGUUCAUUGUCUCAUCGGUCUAUGAUGUCGGGUUCUAACACAGCACGAAGUGUAGAUGAGUUGACACGGAGUAUAGAGGGAGAGAAUGUCUUAUUGAGGUCACGCAAUGAGGAGCUGGAAGGAGAAGUCCAUUCACUACAGAAAGUGUCUGAGGCUCUGGAUAAGGGAGACAAGGAGACAGCUAAAAACCUGUUGCUGAAGAAGCAACUACAGGACAUGAAGGAAGAAAACAACACGCUGAAGAGUUCUGUACACAGACUGAGUGUAGAGCUGAGUAGCUACCAGGCCAAGUACAGGCCUAUACAACCAGGUGAAAAGACUGGAGAAAUGCUCGGACUUCCAGACAAAGGUCCAAUCCCUUCCUGGCUUAUAAAUGUGCAGUAUUUGUCUCCGCUGUUCCUGGCUUAUGAUGACAGGCUCCGGGAGAAGGAUAAUGUUGUGAAGCACUACCAGGGAGAACUAGAAAAAUUACGCAUUCAAGCUGAAGAUAUCAUUAUAGAAAACCAACAACUACACAAAAAACUAGACCACGCAGUCAAACGCGGCCCCAUCGACGUCACGGAAUGGGACCAGCUCAAAGAUAAUGCCAAACUUGUACUGGAGGAAAAUCAGAACCUGCUGGAACAAAUAGAGGUGAAAGACCAGAAGGCACGAGACAUGCAUCAGGCUCAUGUUCGUGAAGUGUCAAAGUUAUCAAAACAGCUGGUGCUAAUUAAAGCUGAGAAGACAGAAAUUGACCAGGAGAUGGAGGAUCUACGUAAAAAGUACAAAGACACGAAAAACAAGUUGGAUGCCUUGAUGCUAGAAACCCCAGACAAGUCUACAACACAGGACUACAUCAACAGUAUAGCAGAUCUCAAAAAGAGUAUGGUGGAGAAAGAGGAAGCUCACAAAGAUGAAAUGGACAGUCUUAAAAUAAAACUACAGGCUGUACAGGGUGAGAGGAAAGCACAAAGUGGCAGAUAUGUGGAGCUGGCAGCAGAAAAUAAACGACUACAGGCUGAAAUGAAGGCUAUGCAAAAAGCUGUUCGGAAAGCUCAGUCCAAAAUCAUGUACCUACAGAAGGCAGUGGAGCAAUCUGAGAAUAAAGAGUACACCGUACAGGAACAACUGGCUAAUAUCAUACGAGUGGCUGAGAAAGCAGCUCAGGAGAGAGACACCUACGCUAAAGUGCUGGUGAUGAGAAUGAUAUACAGGGACAAUGCAAGAGAGCAGGAAAACGAGACAAAAAAGGCUGUAAAUAGACUACUGAGUGGUAACGUGACCAAGGGUAAAAUGGAGGAGAAGUUAAAGUUAUAUAAGAUGAAGGCUGCUGCUAAGCUGAACACAGUUGCAGGAAGAUUAAAAGAGCAAGAUGUUAACUUCAGUAACCAGAAGAAGGAGUAUGAGAGAGAAAUCAACCAUCUCAGACUGUUGGUGUCAGAGAAAGAAAAAAUCAUAAACAACAUUGCGGACGAUAAGAAAGAUGUUGAAGAGGAAUUAGAGGUCAUGUGGAGGUCAGCCAACACAGAAAAUGAACGCAUGAAAGAGGUUCUGCGACACAGUAUGAAAAAGUUACGGAAACAUGAAGGGCUGUCAGAGGCCAUGGAGAGUAGUGAAAAGAAGGAACUCCUGUACGUGUCUUCUGAUGGAGAGGACUAGGAGGAGUUGUCUCCCUUAUCUCUGGUGUUAUGACAUAUUACUACUUAUCAGUUCUCCUGGCCAUAAUGUCUGUCACAAUGUCACCUAAUUUAUUAAGUUGAAAAUCAGCUUUGAUUAAUUUGCAGAGAGAAGUUAAGU